AUGUCUACGUUCUUCAGAGGCCCCAUUUGCGGGACGGACAAUUGCAGGUCGCGCCUGUGGCGGAUUAUUGACGGCAGAAGAACGUGCCAAUACGGACAUGUCAUGGAGGGCGAUGUAGAGUUUAACGACGACGAGGACGUCAGCAAUCUGGGGGUAGUGACGCGACGCCUGAAUUUGACGACAAACGUGACGGGCAAUUUCCGGUCCAGUUUGAACACGCAGUCGCAGUUGAGCCAGCAGGAGCGCGUCUCGAAGAAAGUGUAUGGGCGGGCAGCAGAAACGCUGCUGGUGAAGAGUUUCCAGCGGGUGCUGGAGAAGCAGUGCGGGUGGCUGGUGGGACACGGGUUUCCCAGCGUGUUCGAGGACACGGUGAAGUGGCUGUGGAUGAAGUGGUUGCGGGGGCUCGAGGAAGACGGCGCAGAGCGGCCCGGCAGGCGAACGCUGGGCCUGUCGCUCCCGCUGAGCAUAGCGGUGCUGUACCUGGCCACGGUACACCUUCGCCUGCCCGUGUACACGUGUGACUACAUCAGAUGGAUCUGCUCGAUGCAAUUGCCGUACUUCAAGGCGACGCGGCUGUUGCCGGCGUCGUGGUGCGAAAAACUACCAAACUACUAUUUACAGCUGCUGGAGGGCGGCAAGCCGCCCUCGGCAGAACAGCUGGCGCACAAGAUCGUUGCGACCAGCACCCGGCUCCAGUUCACGGCGACGUGGGCGCCGGACCCGUUUUACUUGCGCAUGCUGCUGGAGCUGAGACUCCCUCCGGAGGUGUUCUUGUACGCGGGGGCGCUGUCGCGGGGCACGAACGGCCACCCACACCUCUUUGCCGUCUCGGGUCACGUGGCCCUGUUCCCAGAGUUUCGUGCGCUGGGAUGUCUGCUGCUGGCGCUGAGGUGGUGUGUGGAUGUUCCGGGCGACGCCCCCGGCGACGCCGCCCGUGCACCCCGCCCCGCGCGCUGGCUCCGGCAGUGGUGUGCGGCCGGCGCCGCGGCCGGCGCCGCGGACCGCGUGACGCGCGUCUCGUACGGCGCCGACCUCGGCGUCUCGUACGGCGCCGACCUCGGCGUCUCGUACGGCUCCGACCGCGGCGCCGACCGCGGCGCCGACCUCGCCUACCUCGCCUGGCUGGAGUCCACGUUCGCUGACGUCACCGCCCAAUCUGCAACCCACACAUUCUCCAUCGACCAAAACAUCGCCCGGCGCCAGCUCUACAGCAUUUUCCCCAGCCGCGGCAACAGCCGCGGCGUCAGAUCCCAGGGAUCUGACAGCCUCGGCACAGCCGUUGGCGCCGGUCCGUCGCUACUGGCGCGAGCGCGUCUGGCGUACGCGGCCGCCGAGGCGGCGCCGGUGCCUGCAUCGCAUCCCGACGCAACGUCAUUGCGAGCCGAGGUACAGCGCGCCGCACUGCAGCGUCUGGGCGCGCUGUUCGCGCUAGAACCCGCCGCGCUGUCUGGCUGCAUCGACGCUGUUGAGCGGGGAUACCGCCGCAGCGGGUAG
Messenger RNA from Lachancea mirantina, 1494 nucleotides. The record is from the annotation of a GenBank genome assembly. Lineage: Eukaryota; Fungi; Ascomycota; Saccharomycetes; Saccharomycetales; Saccharomycetaceae.